Messenger RNA from Corythoichthys intestinalis (scribbled pipefish), 5519 nucleotides. RefSeq names its product SMG5 nonsense mediated mRNA decay factor (gene smg5). Gene Ontology annotation, biological process: nuclear-transcribed mRNA catabolic process, nonsense-mediated decay. Lineage: Eukaryota; Metazoa; Chordata; Actinopteri; Syngnathiformes; Syngnathidae. The coding region runs from base 383 to 3604 and encodes 1073 amino acids. Gene Ontology annotation, cellular component: telomerase holoenzyme complex. Gene Ontology annotation, molecular function: protein binding; telomerase RNA binding; telomeric repeat DNA binding. The record is from RefSeq and is a predicted model, not a curated record. The transcript is spliced from 21 exons.
GCGGCCGUCUCCGAGAUCUCGCGAUAACUCGACGCUCCGAGCUACCUGUAGGGGGAAGAAUGGCCGCCUUCGUCGCACUGGCCGGAAAGGAGCUCAGCACGAGAGGCACGACGGGCCGUCGUAGCUGACCGAGAAGGGCGCGAAUCGCCGGGAGCCCCUCUCACCCGGUGCCCGUAUCGAAUGGGUAGAGAGGGGGGCCUACAGCAAAGUCAAAUUCGGAGGAGACGAGCUAACGCUCCAGCUCGGAACGAGGCUAGUCGCGCUAGCCGGCUAACAACACGGUUGUCCAUUAGCGCUCGGGGCUCCGAGCCCGCGGUAGCCGUGAGGAGCGCAAGACGAUCGGGCGUUUUUCCACCCAAGAGUCGCGGAGGCCAAAGUGGACAUGAGCGGACCUGGACGGGACAGCGAACCGGAGGCAAAAGUCCUUCUUAUCAAGCGCUUGUACAGAGCGGUGGUGGAAUCGGUGCACAAGCUGGACGUGAUCAUUGGCAGCAAGGCGUCGUACAGGGAGGUCUUCAAGCCGGAGAACAUCAGCCUGCGCAACAAACUGAGGGAGCUGUGCGUUAAACUGAUGUUUCUCCACCCUGUUGACUACGGCCGCAAGGCGGAGGAGUUGCUCUGGAGAAAGGUUUACUACGAAGUCAUCCAGGUCAUCAAGACCAACAAGAAGCACAUCCACAGCCGCAGCGUCCUGGAGUGCGCCUACCGCACGCACCUGAUCGCCGGCGUGGGCUUCUACCAGCACCUGCUGCUCUACAUCCAGUCGCAUUACCAGCUGGAGCUGCAGGACUGCAUCGACUGGACGCACGUCACCGACCCGCUCAUCGGUCGGAAGAAGGCGGUGUCUGCCUCCCCCAAGGAAAUGGAGUGCGCGCAGAUGGCCUGUCACCGCUGCCUGGUUUACCUCGGCGAUCUCGCUCGCUACCAGAACGAGCUGGCCGGCGUAGAAGCGGAGAAUCUGGCCGAGAGGUUCUAUCACCAGGCGCUCUCUGUCAUGCCGCACGUGGGGAUGCCUUUUAACCAGCUGGGGACACUAGCCGGAAGCAAGUUCUACAACGUGGAGGCAACCUACUACUACCUACGCUGCAUUCAAUCGGAGAGUCCCUUCGAGGGCGCCUACGGCAACCUGAAGCGCCUCUUCGACAAAGCGGCCAAGAUGUACCAGCAGGUGAAGAAGCAGGAGAUGAAGAAGCUGUCGCCGUCGCGCCAGAGAUCUCGAGACAUCAAGCGUCUCCUGGUGAGCUUCAUGUACCUGCAGAGUCUUCUGCAGCCCAAGAACAGCCUGAUGGAGUCUGAGGUGACCUCGCUAUGCCAGUCGGUGCUGGAGGACUUCAACCUGGUGCUCUUUUACCUCCCGUCGUCGUCACCGCCGCUCGGGGAGGAGGACGACGAGCAGCAGCAGCAGCAACAUGCCGCCGACGGCUGCGCCGCGCUGCCCGACGCGCUGGUCUUCAAGAUGGCGGUGACCUGCUUGAUGGCUGUGCACGGCCUCAAGAGAGGAGGGUCCAAGCAGUACAGCGCCUCCAUCGCCUUCACGCUGGCGCUCUUCUCCCAUCUGGUGAACCACGUCAACAUCCGGCUGCAGGCCGAGCUGGAGGAGGCCGAAAGCCCGGGCCCGUCCGUCCCCGACGUCGCAGACGAGCCGGACGAUGACGAGCGUCCCCUGCAGAACGGCUCGCUGGAGCGAGGGGACGAAGAGGAGGAAAACGGCGGCGCCAAAAAGAAGGACGACGAGGACAAGCCCAAGCAACAGAAGAAAAAGUACACCCGUUUGUCCCGCCUGCGACGACGGCGCAAAGACCGGGGCGGCGAGGACGAGAGCGACCUGAGCGAAGGCUUCGAGAGCGAAGACGACGAUGAGGACGAGGAGGAAGACGAGGCCCGGCCGGCUUUAGAGGAGUGCGUUCGCCCCUCGCCCGCCGCGCCGCCUGACCCGCGCGCCCUCCGCAAGGAAUGGGGGAGUGGCUCCGAGGAAGAGGAGGAGGACGGCGGCACGGCUUUCGACGCCGAGACCGACUCGGACAUGAACAGCCAAGAGUCCCGCUCGGACCUGGAAGACAUGGAGGAGGCGGAGGGCCGCCGACGGCGGGAUCCGCCCGCCCGGGAGGAGGAGGAGGGCGAGCGGACGCCCCCCGGCGCCAACGGGGACGCCAGCAUCAGCAGCAACCUCCAGGCCAUGUCCUCGCAACUCUUCCAGGCCAAGCGCUGCUUCCGCCUGGCGCCCACCUUCAGCAACAUGCUGCCCAGGCCUCAAGACGGCGCUCGGCACCCUACCGCGGCCGCCGCAACUAUCGAGCCUCUCACUGCCGCCGCCGACAACGACCGGCCACCCUGCAACGUCGAUGGAAGCGCCCCCAACGGUACCAAUGAGAACGAAACGGAGUCUGACUCGGAGGGCAGCCGGCGCGACGCUCCGUCGCCACCGCCGCCGCAGAGCGAGAAGACGCUCCCGGAGAAGCUGGAGAUCCUGAGCCGCCAGGGCUUAAUCCGGGUGGUCAAGGUCUUCGCCGACUGGCUGGGCACUAACGCUGACAUCGUCCUGGCGUGCGCGCAGAGUUCCCAGAGCCUGUGGAACCGCCUAUCGGUGCUCCUUAACCUCCUGCCGGACGGGAAGAAGAUGCUGGAAGCGGCCGGCCAGUCCCGCGGCUCGGCCGACCCGGAGCUGACGCGGCUGCUGAUGGGCGAGUGCGAGCGCGAGCAAGAACGCGAGCGGCCCGCCCGGGUCCAGACGCUGCCGCUGCCCGAGGACGUAGCGCUGCGGCAUCUGCCCGCCCUGGCCGCCGCUCACCGCCGCCUGGACUUUGCCCGCCGCGCCGCCUCCCUCAGCCCGCUGCAAGAGUGUGUGGUGCGCGUGUGUUGCAUUCGCAGUUUUGGCCACUUCCUCACCAGUCUCCAGUGCAACGUGCUGCACUUCAACUCUGAGGCGGGCAUCUUCACCAGCGUCAGCCAGUCGCAGCCGGACAACCUGAUGCAGCAGGCCAAGGCCCAGUUCCGAAUGGCUGAAGAGGAGGCGCGUCGAAAUCGCUUGAUGCGUGACAUGGCUCAGCUUCGUCUCCAGCUGGAGGUGUCGCAGCUAGAGGGCAGCCUUCAGCACCCCAAGGCGCAGUCGGCCAUGUCGCCCUACCUGGUGCCCGACGACGCCGCCCUCUGCCAGCACUUGGGCGUCAUCCGACACCUGGUGGCUAGUGGCUGCUUCAUCAUCAUCAUCCCCAGAACAGUAAUCGACGGACUGGACCGACUGAAGAAGGAAAACGCCGGCGCGCGUGACGGCAUCCGCUUCCUGGAGUCAGAGUUUCGGAAAGGCAACAGGUACAUCCGCAGCCACAAGGAGACGGGCCGAAGUUUCGAAAGGGAUAAGCUAAAACGUCAGGACCUGGACGCCUGGCACCUGUACAAGAUGGUGGACAGCUGCCGCCAGCUGACCGUCUCCCAAAGCAAUGACGACGACACGGCCGGCAUGGUCACGCUCCUCACCGGGCACCCGCUGGACGACUUGUGCGGACGUUCCGCCGCCAUGAAGUCAGCCAUGCAGGCGGUGAGCUCGGCGGGCAUGGAACUGAAAAACGUGGCGGACUUCUACCGUCAAUGGAAGGAAAUGGGCUGAGGACGGACGGGGACGCCGGCCGGCUAUCUCUCUUUCUCUCAUUUUCUCUCUCUCCCCUCUUUUUGCCACGUGUGUAUCUGCGUCUCCUACAAAGUCCCCCCCCCCGCCCCCUGAAAAUAACCUCCGAAUGAAGCCGGACGGGCGGAAAAGAGCUUAUUCGGGGAGCGGAAAGGCGACGCCGGUCGGUCAAUUCUUCCCUCGAAGGGGGGUGACGUGGGGCGGGAGCUCCCGUUCGGGAGACGAGACGCACGCACGUGAAGCAAAAACAGAAAAAAAAAUACACACACAAGAAGUGAUGUCAUAUGGGUGGCGCUGGGGUCCCGCACGGGAGGGUGGCGGCCAUUUUGGAGAGGAAAGCAAAGCUAAAAAAAUUCAAGCACAAUCAGCAUCAAAAGUAAGUGUCGGGCUGAGAUGGGCAUUUGAAAAUAUAUUUGUCCUUUUUUUUAAAUAAACUCUUUCAUGGCGUUUGUCGUCCAAUCAAUUUGGAGCGGAGCGAUGUUGAUUCGCUGCCAGCGCCUACUGGUUCGAAUGGAUCGGACGUCAAUGGCGGUGAAUGAAUCCCGUAAUGUUCCUGGGAGAGUUGGGCAAUUUCACAAUAAAGAAAAUAAAUGCGCGGGAACAUCCUGUUGAGUAUUUUGGGGGCACGGAUCAAAUGUGUUUUGCUGUGGCGGAAAGAUGGCAUUUUUGCAAAAAAAAAAAAAAAAGACGGUGUGUGAAAUCAUUAUAAACAUGGUUGUCAUGGGAGUACCUUGGACAUGACUGCGUUAGAAAGUCAUUUUUUUUCUAAUUCGUAUUUAAAAAAAAAAAAAAAAAGUAAUAAUUUCUGUAAAAUGUGAUUUUUUUUGAAAAAUUGAUUUUUCUAAAAUUGUCCUCAAAAUCUAAAACCAUCCAUUUUUUUCCCCGAAGUGUUUUUUUUUUUUUUCGCCAAAAACUUUUUGAAAAGUAAUUCUGUAAAAAAUUAAAAUUGUGAUUUUUUUUUUUUUUUUUUUUUUUUUUUUUUUUUCCCCGCCAACAUUUUUUUCUGAGAAUUGGAUGGACUUCAGAAAUACCACUUUUCCCCCCUCAAUUGGAUUUCAUGGUUUGAAAAAAACAAAAAACGUUUGUUUAAAAUCUUUACAAAAAACAUGAUUUAUCCAUAUUUUUGGGAAAAAAAAAAAAAAAUCUGACUUUCUAUACCAAGUCAUUUUAGCUGAUAUUCACCCCGUCUGAUAAAAACGUUUCUUCCCAAAGAAAUCUAAAACUUUUUUUUUUUCUUUUCUUAUUUUCCUUAACCCUCCUUCCAUCUGAUCAUUAAAUUUGAGUUUGGUACCAACAAUAAAAACCAACAAAAUUAAACAAAAAAACUCGCAUUUUAGGUUCAUUGUGAAAUUUCCCGCCAUUGCCCAACACCGUUUUUGUUGUUUGUCCCUUGUCUUGCGGUAAACAAAAAACCUGACAACAUUACUGCUGUGUCGAAGUUAAUGUUUUUUUUUUGUAACAACCCCCCCAUUUGUUUUUUUAAAUUUUUGGAUGCAAUUAUGUGGAAGGGAAAGGCCUUUUAUUCAUCACUUGAAAAGAGGAAUGUGGCUCCUCCGGCCCGCCAAGCAAAAUGUAUCCUGUCUGCGCGUCGGUCUCCAUUUUGGUGAGCGUCCAAAUCACACGCAAAAAAGACAAACUGCCUCUGUGUUUGGGUGGGUGGUUGGACAGACAUCUUUGAACAACAAUAAAAAAAUUCAACAUUGUAAUAGUCAUGGACCUUUUUCUUUCAUUUAAAUAUAUACUCAAACCAGUUUUGAGGGGAAAAAAAACGACAUGAACCUGUUUGAGAAAUCGGCUUUUAUGUUGAAAUCCAGCAAUGGGAAAUUGCAACAUUUCUGAGCGAGCCACUUGGAGAGCCUCACGAAAUGAAAACUCAAUGUUUUGAAAUAAGGGAACA